Amaranthus tricolor (Joseph's coat) is the source of this 2093-nucleotide messenger RNA. Its product is annotated as vicilin-like seed storage protein At2g18540. The record is from RefSeq and is a predicted model, not a curated record. The coding region runs from base 49 to 1842 and encodes 597 amino acids. The transcript is spliced from 4 exons. Lineage: Eukaryota; Viridiplantae; Streptophyta; Magnoliopsida; Caryophyllales; Amaranthaceae.
UCUUCUUCAAUACACACACUUUUUAGUUAUCUACGCUCAUCAGAAAAUAUGAAACCUCCAUUCUUGAGUAUUUUUCUGUUGCUUAGUUUAGUGUCAGUUGUCAAAUUAGUUUCUGGAGGUUUUAGUAUCAACGAGGAAAUUGUGCCUAGUGGGCGCACUGGAACGAUAGGGAGGCUGGUGAAAAGAGAUGAAAGAACGCCGAUUGCUGCUACGGAAUUAGGUGAGAUUUUGUCGGUGGACAUUGAUGAUGGCACUGGUAAAGGGAAGAACAGUUACCACCUUCAGUUCAUCAGCUUGGAGCCUAAUGCUCUGUUUCUCCCUGUUCUUCUACAUGCUGACAUGGUCUUCUAUGUCCAAACAGGAAUUGGGGAAAUAAGUUGGACAGAGAGUGAUAAAAUAAGAAAAGUUAGCUUGCGGGAAGGAGAUGUCUACAGCCUCAAAUCAGGCAGCCUGUUUUAUAUUCAUAGCAGUACACAGGCUGAAAAGAUGAUCAAAAUUAUUGCAAUUUUCGACAAUCCAGAGGAAGCACAACUACAGGGGCCAUUGAGUGGACCAUACACAAGCAUCAAUGACCUUGUUCAAGGCUUUGAUAAGACUGUCUUACAAUCUGUUUUCCAGGUACCUGAAGAAGUAAUAAAAGAACUUUUAAAUUCAAUAGACACUCAACCGAUAGUACAUGCAGAACCCAAAAAAAAGAAUUUGUUGCACAAUGAGCUUUUGUUUGUCAAUCGUUUCUUAGGAAUUCAGGGGUACGGGAAGAAAAUUGUUGAGAACAAGAAGAAAAAUAAGCCAUUCAAUGUCUUCAAAGAAGACCCUGAUUCUGAGAAUCACAAUGGAUGGAGCACAGUGGUUACUGAGCACAAUUUGGAAGCAUUGCAUGGUUCAAAUAUCGGUGCCAUCAUGGUGAAUCUAACCAAGGCUUCAAUGGUAGGGCCUCACUGGAAUCCGGUGGACUCUGAGGUAUCAGUAGUCUUGGAAGGAGAAGGAAUGGUCCGCGUGGUUUGUCCGAGUCUGUUGACCAACAAAGAAUGCAAAAACUCGAGGUUUAGGGUUGAGAAAGGCGAUGUGUUCACUGUCCCAAGGUUUCAUCCCAUGAUGCAAACAUCUUUCAACAAUGGUCCACUAGUUUUCAUAGGGUUUAGCACCAUAUUGAAGAAGAGUCAUCUCGAGUUUCUUGCAGGAAAAGAGUCGAGGCUUCAGGCACUAAGCCAAUCUAUUUUACGUGCAUCUUUUAAUGUGCCAGACACAACAAUACAACAGCUGCUACAUGGUCAAGAGAAACAGAAAGAGGUUAUAUUGGAAUGUACUUCUUGUGCUGAAGAGCAGGAAAGGAUGAUGGAAGAGGAUAUUGAACAAGAGGAAGGGAGGCCAGGGGAGGGAGAGGCAGCCGGGAGAAGGGAGGAGGAUGAGCAUAUACGGCCAGAAGAGCAUAAGAUGGAGCCAGAAAUAACAAGACCGGAAAAAGAAAGAAGAGAAUUCGGAGAGAAUGGAAAAGACAAGAAGAAGAAAGAGAAGAAGAAAGAGAAGGAAAAAGAGAAGGAGAAGGAGAAGAAGAAGCAACAAAAAGCCAAAAGAGAGCAGAAAGCGGAGGAGGAAGAGCAAAGAAAAGAAAAGGAGGAAGAGCAAAGAAAAGAAAAGGAGGAAGAGGAAGAGGAAGAGCAGAGCAGGCAAGCAGGAGAAGGACAACAGCGAGAAAGAGAGAUGAGUGAGUCAGAGGAAUACCAGCAAACGAAAGGAGGAAGAAGAGGGUACGAGGAGCAAGAACAAACAAGGGAGGAAGAAGAACAAAGUGAAUGGAGAUGGAAUGGGAAAGACAAGCGGAAGAAGGAAGGAGCUUUCUAAGGUGUAUGACAAUGGUCGUGGUCGUAGUUUUAUAUGUUUCGUUGUAGCUUCAUUGCCCAAAUAAGUUUUGUGCCAUAGACUCUAGAUAGUAGAUAGCAUCUUUCUAGGGUUAGCCAGUCAACAUGAAAAUAAUUAUGAAAGCUUUUGUUUUCAGGUAUCUAAUUUCAAAGUCUUAUUUCACGUUUGCACUUUCAAGUCUUUUGCAUUUCCUAUAUUUCCAAUAGGCAAUAUUAGUACUCAUUCCUAAUAGU